Messenger RNA from Rosa chinensis, 835 nucleotides. RefSeq lists its product as uncharacterized. The record is from RefSeq and is a predicted model, not a curated record. Bases 125 to 493 code for a protein of 122 amino acids. The transcript is spliced from 2 exons. Lineage: Eukaryota; Viridiplantae; Streptophyta; Magnoliopsida; Rosales; Rosaceae.
UUACUGCCAGUCCUACCUUGGCUGCUACCAAAGUCCUUUAAAUUUCUGUAUUUCGGCAAUCUGAUCAGAUAAGAUCAGAUCAAACUACAGUAGAAUAGUCUGAGUCUUCAAAUUCAACGUAGUCAUGAGAAGCCAUCUUCUUCCCCUCUCAUCAUCCUCAAGAUCCUUGCUUUUCAGGUCCUUAACAUCACCACCGUCAUCGUCAUCAUCAUCAUGUAGUCCUCCUAACCAGUUUGGGAGAUGUUAUAGUGGCAGCCAUGGCCAGGGGGAGCAGGAGAUGACUAGAGCGCCAUCGACAGCAGAAGAGUUCAAGAGAGUUGCAGAGGAGAAGCUGAAGGAAGCCGAGCAAGGCGUGGCCAAUCAGACCUUUGAGAAGACUUAUGAUGGCAUUGAGGAGGAUACUGUAGGCGACGCCAAAAUUGAGUCCGUCAAGGAAAGGUACAAGCAGCAUGAACCGGGGCCUGACUACCGUAGGAGGCCAGAUCAUGAUUAAGACAAUAAUUACUUGCCCAUGUAAUCAGCUAGAGUGAUUAUACUACCGAAGUCGAGACACAUAUUCUUCUCAGAAUCUUAUAAUUAUGUAAUUUCCGUCAAAGAGAGAUUUACUUAUUGUCCGAUUUGGAUGUCACUGAAACUAUAUAUGUAAUGUAUAUGUGUUACACGGAUCCGUGUUACACAACAGAGAAGUGGGUGAUCUUUUCAAUUAAACUUGCUUUAAUUCUCUGAGGAAUAAGGAAAACCCUCGUGUAAUAUGUGUUGAAGACGAUCAAGGCCGUCAAUUAGAAAUAAACGUCCUUCUGUAGUAUUCUGGUUAUAUGAAGGUCAGUAUGCACUA